Messenger RNA from Microthlaspi erraticum, 819 nucleotides. NCBI's taxonomy places the organism in Eukaryota, Viridiplantae, Streptophyta, Magnoliopsida, Brassicales, Brassicaceae. The record is from the annotation of a GenBank genome assembly.
AUGACAAACAUGUCAAAUCUUUCGCAGGAUUUGGUGGAGGAGAUACUCUCUAGGGUUCCGAUAGCUUCUCUAAGAGCGCUGAGAUCUACUUGCAAAGAAUGGAACGAUUUAACCAAAGAUGAGAGCUUUACAAAGAAGCAAACUAGUAAAGCAGCCAAAGGGCUUCUGAUGAUCAUGAUUGAUGAUCAUAGGAUUUCUCUAAUGAGCGCCAAUCUCCUCCAUGGAAACCAUAACCGUGAGGACUUGGUUCAUUCAUCUGCAAAGAUGAUAGGCAGUUUACGUUAUCAAGCCGGGAUAUUUAACGUCUUUCACUGUGACGGCUUACUGUUAUGCGCGACAAAGGACUGCAAGCUUCUGGAGAGAUUUGGACCGGGUAUGCAUCUACCGUUUCACUGGCCUCAUGGAGGAUGCGAUGUUCUGACUCUGUCUUCUGUUAGAGAAGAGCAGCUUGCAUUGCUACAUACGCGCAUGGAUACAAAUGUGAUGGACGUAUGGAUUACGAAUAAGAUAGAGCCCAAUGCAGUGUCUUGGAGGAAGCUCUUCGUCGUAACCGAUGAGCGAAUUGUGUCCCAAGUUCCAUUUCAUAGUGGGAGUUUCUUUAUUGAUGAAGAGAAGAAAGUCCUUGUGGUUUAUCAGCAACCUAACAAGAUAGCUUUCAUGAUUCAAGGGAAUGGAUACUACGAAGAAGUGAAGCUCGGGAGAUCUGAUGAGAGAACACUUGUCUGCUCUUAUGUUCCAAGUUCGGUGCAGAUCCAGCAAGUACAUGCAGGUCGCAAAAAGAAAAGACGCACGAGAUCAUUAAGAUAUUUUACAAAAUAA